Dromiciops gliroides (monito del monte) is the source of this 15251-nucleotide messenger RNA. RefSeq names its product solute carrier family 1 member 2 (gene SLC1A2). Gene Ontology annotation, molecular function: neutral L-amino acid transmembrane transporter activity; glutamate:sodium symporter activity; L-glutamate transmembrane transporter activity. Bases 324 to 2021 code for a protein of 565 amino acids. NCBI's taxonomy places the organism in Eukaryota, Metazoa, Chordata, Mammalia, Microbiotheria, Microbiotheriidae. Gene Ontology annotation, biological process: L-glutamate transmembrane transport. The transcript is spliced from 11 exons. Gene Ontology annotation, cellular component: plasma membrane. The record is from RefSeq and is a predicted model, not a curated record.
ACACAACAGACACCCACACACCCGCUUGCCACCCCACCCCCUUGCCACCAGCAUCACCACCGCCGCCACCAGCAGCAGCAGCAUCACCACCAAGAGCAGCAGCAGCAGCAGCAGCCUUCCCUCCAGGGGAGAGAGAAAGCCCAGGUGGCAGAGACUUAGCUCGCUCGGCUCAUUCUCUGGUCACUGGGCGCUCUCGGCUUUGAAGGCACCGAAACCCCAGGCAGAAUUCUCAGAUCGCUGGGGUGCCUCCGCUGCUGGUGCUAAAGAGGGAGGCAGGACUGGUCCGGAGCGCCCAGGAGAGUCCAGAAUCCAGUGCCAACAAUAUGCCCAAGCAAGUGGAAGUGCGGAUGCAUGAAAGUCACCUGAGUUCAGACGAACCCAAACGCAAAAACUUGUGCCUGAGGAUAUGGAACAGUCUAGGGAAGAACCUUCUGCUUUCUCUGACAGUAUUUGGCGUCAUCCUUGGAGCUGUCUGUGGAGGUCUUCUUCGCUUGGCAUCUCCCAUCCACCCUGAUGUGGUCAUGUUGAUAGCGUUCCCAGGAGACAUCCUCAUGAGGAUGCUAAAGAUGCUCAUCCUCCCUUUAAUCAUCUCCAGCUUGAUCACAGGUCUCGCUGGCUUGGAUGCUAAAGCCAGUGGCCGACUGGGGACAAGAGCCAUGGUUUACUACAUGUCUACCACCAUCAUUGCUGCUGUGCUGGGAGUUAUUUUGGUCUUGGCCAUCCACCCAGGGAACCCCAAACUGAAGAAGCAGCUGGGACCCGGCAAGAAGAAUGAUGAGGUGUCCAGCUUGGAUGCCUUCCUUGACCUUAUCCGAAACCUGUUCCCUGAGAACCUUGUCCAAGCAUGUUUCCAACAGAUCCAAACAGUAACCAAGAAGGUGAUGGCCACCCCCAAGGCCAGUGAAGAAGUCAACACUACCAGCUCCAUCAUCUCUCUGCUGAAUGACACCAAGACAGAAGCCCCCGAGGAAACCCAGCUGAUUAUUAAGAAGGGCUUGGAGUUCAAGGAUGGGAUGAACGUCUUAGGUCUGAUAGGUUUCUUCAUUGCUUUCGGCAUUGCCAUGGGGAAGAUGGGAGAACAGGCCAAGCUGAUGGUUGAAUUUUUCAAUAUCCUGAAUGAAAUUGUCAUGAAGUUAGUAACAAUGAUCAUGUGGUAUUCUCCCCUGGGUAUCGCCUGCCUCAUCUGUGGAAAAAUCAUCGCCAUCAAGGACUUGGAAGUGGUCGCCAGGCAACUAGGGAUGUACAUGGUCACUGUGAUUGUGGGUCUCAUCAUUCACGGAGGCAUCUUCCUCCCUUUACUCUACUUCGUGGUGACUAGGAAAAACCCUUUCACCUUUUUUGCUGGUAUUUUCCAGGCCUGGAUCACCGCCUUAGGCACAGCUUCCAGUGCUGGUACGUUACCUGUCACUUUUCGUUGCCUGGAAGAAAAUCUGGGGAUUGAUAAGCGUGUGACCAGAUUUGUUCUCCCGGUUGGAGCAACCAUUAACAUGGAUGGGACAGCACUAUAUGAAGCGGUGGCAGCCAUCUUUAUUGCCCAGAUGAAUGGGGUGGUCCUGGAUGGUGGGCAGAUUGUAACUGUGAGCCUCACGGCCACCCUGGCCAGUGUGGGAGCUGCCAGCAUCCCCAGUGCCGGGCUGGUCACCAUGCUUCUCAUCUUAACGGCCGUGGGCCUCCCAACACAGGACAUCAGCCUACUCGUUGCUGUAGACUGGCUCUUGGAUAGGAUGAGAACUUCUGUCAAUGUUGUAGGGGAUUCCUUUGGGGCCGGCAUCGUCUACCACCUGUCCAAGGCCGAGCUGGAUAGCCUCGACUCGCAACACCGAGGGCAUGAAGACAUAGAAAUGACCAAGACUCAAUCAAUUUAUGAUGACAUGAAAAACCAUAGGGAAAACAACUCAAAUCAGUGUGUUUACUCAGCACACAACUCUGUCAUAGUAGAUGAGUGCAAGGUCAUACUGGCAACCAAUGGAAAGUCGGCAGAUUGCCAUGGUGAGGAAGAGCCCUGGAAGCGGGAUAAUUAAAGCACAGAAACAGACUCCGAGCUCCAUCUUGAAUAAACUCUCCGAAGUUAUCCAAUGGUAAAAAGAUGAUGUAAAGAUUAAACAGAAACAUCCCUUAAAAAAAAAAAAGAUCUAUAAAUACGCUUACUUAAUUUGUUAACUGAGGCUAGGAAGAGGUGUCAUAAAGCAGCCUUUGUAAGCACAGGGCAGUGUCUUUGCCAAAUAACUGGCCGUAACCAUUUAACCCUCUCCGUUGUAUUACUGUUUGGAUGGAGGCAGCUGGAGGAAUCCGUUAGCAUUAAAGAUGCCCUCUCACUGGCAUCCCCCCCCACUUGAGCUGUAGAAAGAAUGGGAAUGUUCUUUCUACCAAGAAUGUGAAAAUGUGGUGAAGCCAGUAUGGGGAACCGCAGGGACUCAGGGCACAAAGAAGUUAGGAUGUGCUAUGGACUGAAAAGUAUUUUCCAUGUUUUCUCUUGGGAUGCACAAGAGACACCACCAGCAAGCUUCAUCUGGUUGUAAAUCCUCUUCCAAGUUUUACAUGUGUUUGACUCAAAGCAAGCACCUGAUGCUGUGAAUGCUGACCACUUGUCUUCUGGGUGCCCUUUAAAUUAAGUGUCUCCAAAAUAAUUGUUUUUUAGAAAAAGACUGUAGGGGAAACUAGAUUCAAGAAGGCUGGUUCCAAACACUCUCAUUUUUCUCCCCUGUGUCUUUCUAUCAAUGAGUUUUUUAGAUCUAGACUCAUGAGUUCGUCCAUUUCCCAAAUGGAAUUUCCCAUCACCUCUGCAGAAUGGCAACUCAUCUGUAACUUAUAGUCCUAAAGAGUUGCUUGGGGCAUAGAAAGGUUAAACAACUUGUCCCCUGUCACACAGCCAGUAAGUGCCAGAGGCAAGAAUUUAACCCAGGUCUUCCUAACUCUAAAACUGUACCUCUAAGCCCUCCACUAUGCUGACUCAUGGUCAUGAAUAAUUACAUAAAUUUUAAAUACACACACACACACCCCCAUAUAUAUAUAUAUAUACAUAUAUAUAUAUAUAUUCCAUAGUUGCAAUUCAUAGUAUAAGAUGCAGAACAAGUACCAAUCUGCAUUGGUAAGGAAUAUUUCCUUGAUGGGAAUCUCUCCAUGCUCAUGAAGUCACAGAUCCAGACCUCCCCUUCCCUCACAAACAGCACCCAUUUAAACAAUACAGCAUGCUGUGCCAUUCUAAUUGUAAGGAUAUUUUCUUUUAAAUAACUUAAUCAUUGAUUAAGAAAUAAUUUUUGCCCAGUGCUGCUGCAUAUAUUUAUCUAAAGUUAAAGACACAGACAAUGUAAAUAUUCACUAGCUUCAAGAUUAAGAUGAUUUGUUGAAAUCUGUUUUGCCUCCAACUGUGAUAAUGAAAUUUGUUGUGGCUGUUUGGCCUAUGUUUACAGUGGGCUUCAUUCUCCUCAUAUACAGGAGCAUUAUUUAAUUAAAUAAGCAUUUAUUAGGUACCUGCUUUGGGCAAGGCUCUAUUGUAUUAGGUAUUAGGAAUACAGAGGCAAAAGUAAAAUAGUCCCCAACCUUAAGGAGUUUACAUUCUCCUGAAUUGAGGUUAUAAUUAGAAUUUCUACUGUAAUUGAAUUAUUCUUUGGGUUCUUAACAAUGGGGACAUGAUCCCUACUUUUUCCACAACAGUCCAAGAAAUCCAGAAUACACAACCAUAUAAAUCGACCAAAUCUUCUUGAAGGGGAAGUCUUUGUAACCAUGUAAUAUUUGUAUAAAAUGAAAACAGAUAGCAUAUAUACACUCAAUGCCUAAAAAUCUACACUGGACACUUAAUUUAAAGAAAAGUCCAUCUUCUUUAUCAAGUCCAUUAGCUUAUGUGAGCCCGUACCAAUGAUUUCUGCUCCUAUAUUUCUCUUGAAUCAGGGGACCAAAAAAUAUUAAUAUGUAAAAUAUCCCAUUGAGAAAAAAACAACUUCUAUUCCCUGUAUUUUAAUCCAUUUAGCCUUAAAACUUGAAGGUGACAAGGAAGGAUACCUCCUCACCGUUUCUAUCCAGGUAGCCAUUUUGAUGCUAUCGAAGUUGGAAGGAAGUCCAUGUAUAAGUAACAUUAUCCUAGAGUAGAGUCCAUAAUGGGAGAUUUGCCUAGCACUUUUUCAGAUACCCUCCUCAGUUAAUCCUUUUUUUUUUUUUUUAAGGGCAAUUGGGGUUAAGUGACUUGCCCAGGGUCACACAGCUAGUAAGUGUUAAGUGUCUGAGGCCGGAUUUGAGCUCAGGUACUCCUGACUCCAGGGCUGGGGCUCUAUCCAUUGUGCCACCUAGCUGCCCCAGUUAAUACCUUUUAAGCCCACAGUAUUGCCCCUAAAUUUCUAGAGUUGGAGUUUGCUGAGGACUUGAGAGCAAAUCACCAAAAACUUGGCCUAUUAAGGUUCUAGGAAUAUCUCUAACUCUUGAUCCUCACCUAGGAGUUAUCCGAAAGGAAGCAAAAAGUGUGCUUCCAAAGUCGGGGACGUUCAGAGCACAAACAGAAAAAUGAUUGAAGCCAACUUUCAAUUGUGAUGGGAUGUUUCAUGGGCAUCUUGGCUACCCAUCUCUUCCCUCUCUGCUCCCUGUGGCUUUCUCUCUUCCAAAGCAGAUUGUUUGUUGCUUUCAAAGAAAUACUGGAAUCUGGUUGUGUUUAUUUCUUAGAGCAGAGUCACCACCCGCUUAGGAGCAGUAUUAAACAGCACUUCUUCUUUCAUAGAAAAUGGCUCCCUGGGUCAUUUUUGUUGGACUGGCAGGGACUUGGAGAGUCAGGGGAUUGAUGAGAGAAAACAGAUCAAGCAUUUUCUGUCUCAGGAGUCUUGAACAAGGGAGGCGGCUGAGACUUUUCACAUGACAGGGUUAACACCAAUCAGACAGAUCUCCCAGGAUUUCUUGGUUGUGUUGUGAAGUCUCUAAGAAAUACUCUAAGGGAAAGAGCCCAGCUUUUUACUUAGAAACUCUCCUGGAAUGCUCAUUGGCAGAUGCCACCUGAGGAAUUUGCUUCCUAGUAUUCUUCUUGCAAGUUUUUCUCCUUCACACCCCAAAGCUUCCUAUCUUCUCUACACCACCUGGGUUUCUACCAGGUCCCCCGAUUUUUCAGACCUCAUCUUCUUUCUUCACCAUCCUUACCCCACCCCAACAUAAUGUGCCAUAAGAAGCGAAUUCAGAAUCUAUGUCCAGCGCAUGUUUUUUCCUUAUGCUUAUAAUUUUGCUGUUGAGAUUUACAUGUAUACAAAGCCAUUGUGGAAACGUGGCAUUUCAAAAGACAUUAACGUUAUAUUUAAUUUUUAAAAACCUGAGUUCUAGGUCUGGAGCUGGAAGGGACCCCAUAGGUCAUCUAGACCUCAUUUUAUAGAACAGGAAAGGGAGCCUUAGGUAGCUUAAGUGACUAGUAAGCAGCAGAGAAAGGCUUUGAAUUCAUCUUACUCCAGAGCCAGCAUUGUACAGUGCUUUAGACCCAAAGCACUCAUCUAUGGAACAAGUAACCUGGGCAACCAAGUCAGUUUCAUGCAGCUGUAUGUUGUUACCACCUUAAUUCUUUAGGUGACAUGCAAAUUUCUUCUCAGCCAUCUGUGAAUUGGAUCAGAGAGGUAGAGGAUGAGGAGGGUGAGAAACAAACUCAUUCAAAUGCCUCCUCUCAUUUUUUUCCCCUUUCUGAAGCCCUAUUUAAACCUAAGCUCAUCUACUUUUUAAAAAAUGUGACAUGUAUUACAAUUCAUGAGAAGGAAUCUAUGGGCCCAUUCUUUCAAGCUUGGUUGAGGUAGUUAUUUGUUCCAAGCCACUAGUCUGUACUUGCAAAGGAAAGCAGACAACUGGAGCAAUUAUCUAAAUCAUUCAAACCAAGCAACCAUGGUCUCAGAUGUUUUAGAACUGAACUCUGUGGACAGUGGUUUCUAUUGUACAUUUUCCCUUAGGUGCAUAGACAUAGCCUUAUUAGUUUGUUUUUGGUUUGUUUUUUUGUUUUGUUUUUGCAGGGCAAUGAGGGUUAAGUGACUUGCCCAGGGUGACACAGCUAGUUAAGUGUCAAGUGUCUAAGGCUGGAUUUGAACUCAGGUCCUCCUGAAUCCAAGGCCAGUGCUUUAUUCACUGCUCCACCUAGCUGCCCCUGACUUAGUAGUUUGAAGAAGCAAUUAUAUAACCCCCCCAAAACAGCCCAUUACUUCAGUCUCUCCUAGUCAGAUCAAGCUGGAUUUUUCCAAGACCUACUAAAAUAAUAAUAUAAAUAGUAGUAUUAGUAUAGUAUUGUAUUGCAAAAUUAUGAGUUUGGGUGUAAGUAUGAAUAUUAGUAUUAGUCUUGCCAACACAAGAGUGCCCAUAUACCCUGAGAACAUUUAGGUCUUGCACUUUCUAGCCAAAUAGAAGCCAGGAACCCAAGAAAGCUUGGGGAAGAUACUGUUCUCAAAUAGUGACUCAGGUGGAUUCCUAACCCAAAUUCUAGAAAUGGGAGGGGGGAGAAUGUUGUGGAAAUUGAGGGAAAUGAACUACAUGAGCCCCAAGGAACCUUCCUGCUACAAAUACAUCAUCCCAUUAUCCUUCAAAUUACAAAUGAAGGCUGGGGAGAUUUUGAGUUGUUUGAUUAUAGUUGAAAUAGACCUUAAAGACCACAAGCAUGCCCAGUGUGUUCUUUGAGGGUAUCAUAGAUUCAUGGGAAGAACACUAUAGAUAAGUCUUGUGAAGAGCUAUUUAUGAAUGUGCUGUUGUUGCUCUUGAGCUGCUGUAUUCUUGAAGAUAACACUAUUUUCAUCAAUGUUUUUGAAAAUAAUAUGCUUCACAUUGCUAGCAUAGAAAGCUUCCCCCACCCCCUUCCACCCACUAGCUCAGGCUCUUCAUCCAAUAUUGCCUUGCGAAUCACAGCAAUAAGCCCAAACAGAUCCAAUAGUGCUCUGGAAGAUUCUUUCUUAGAACUGUAAUUAAGGAAGGGUGAUCGGUCCUUUGUCCCAGGGUCCUGAACUCCAGAGGACAUGAAAAGCACUUUUUUAAUAAUGAAAGUGUUACUAUCUUUAGUAGUUUAGGUGAUUAAAAACGACUGAACUUCUACCAAAUGAACUAGAAAAAUUAGUUAAAAUGGAAAGUUACCAGACAGCAUAGGAGGAAAUCCUUUUUGGCCAGAACUUGAUUUGCCUUGCCAUCUCCCUCCAUACAAGAUCCCAGAAUCCCUCUCUCCCGCCAACUAAAAGGUUGAUGUGAGUGUGUUGUUGUUGUUGUCGCUUUCCCUAUGGCCAAAAUCUGGUGAUUAUGUCUCUGUUAACUUUCUAUAAUCUAAAGAAUAGAAAAAUAAGCCAUUUUAGCUUUGGCCUGAUUUAAAACUAAGAGGAGUUUCUGAAAGUCACACCCCAAGAAAAGCAACCUCUCUGGCCUACCCUCCAGUUUGGUUCCCAUGAAUCUCUGUGGCACUGGUUUGCUUCUCAUUUGGCCAAACUCCCUUUGAACCAAGAAGGAAAGUUGAGGUUAAAAUUUUGGUUCCUAAGACAGUGUUCCUUGUACCAUUGACUAGUCUUUAAGUCAGGAUGAUUGAAAUAAAAACAUAGAGCUUGAAGAGCAUUCCAGGGAUGAUAUUUGUAGGUCAAAUACUCAGGGAAGACUCUGACUUAAUUAUCUUUGUAAUCUCUCCCUUAUAAAACCCUAAAAAACAAGACGUGGAUAUGCUUGGAUAUGCAAUACUGGAACCAAGCAAAUAGGGUUUGGGGAUUGUGUGUGUGUGUGUGUGUGUGUGUGUGUGUGUGUGUUUGUGUUAUGGUUCAUUUUGAGAGGCAGUCUAACAUAAUGGAUAGUGAGUGAUGCCACUAGGACCUACGUUCAAGUCCCACCUUUAAUGACUCCUGACUAUGUGACCCUUGGUGAACUCUUUAAGACUAGGAGUAGUGGAGAAGAGACCAACCUGCAACAGUGGAGGGACUUUCCUGAACCGGCAGUGCUCCUAUAUUAAUGAAAUCACAAGUCCAUUCCCUAUGUUCAUCCUUGGUUGUUUUUUAUAUUGUAUCAACUUCUAAAAAAAAAAUCCUGCAUUUCCCAUUUGCUUCCUUUGAAAAUGUCACAUCCUGCCUGAAACUCCCCUUCCCACUCCAUAAUACCCUUCUUCCAUUACACAGAGAUCAUUGUUUCUUGAGGUAUAAUUUGGCCACUAUCCAUUUGAACCAGGGCAGCUGUUGACAUAAAAAACAUAUCAUGAGGCAGAAACUUGAUAGCAUUUUAUUUAUAUCAUAACACAAAUAUUUCAGCAUAACAUUCCCUUUUUCCUUACUUAAAAAAAGAAAGAAACCACUUUCACAGAUGGAGGUCCCCAAGAAGACUAUAUAUAGAAGGAUUUGUAUCUGGAAGGAUCUAUUUCCCCUCAUACCAGGGCUUUAAAAAACUGUGUGUGUGUGUGUGUGUGUGUGUGUGUGAGAGAGAGAGAGAGAGAGAGAGACUGAGAGACUGAGAGACUGAGAGACUGAGAGACUGAGAGACUGAGAGACUGGUGAAGUCCAUGGACCCUUUGAUAGUAUAACAUUUUUAAAUGCAGAAAAAUAAAAUACACAGGAUGACAGAUAAAACCAAUUAUAUUGAAAUAGUCAUCAAAAUAUUUUUUUUCUUAAGUUCAUGGACCCUAGCUUUAGCAUCUUUGCCCCGAAUACAUUAAUUUAAGAAAAAUCUUUUCCCUAGAAGUCAUAGGACUUAGAAUUGAAAAAGGCUUUGGAAGCCAUUGGAUCCAAUUCUGUUCCUUUAUCAUUGAGAUGACUAAAGGGGAAUUGAUGUUGACAAAGUCAUAUAAUUAGGAAAUAGAAAAACUAGGUUUCAGACUGAGGUUUUCUGCCAAUCCAUCUCUACUGUACUCUUAUGUUUGACUUAUUUUAGAUUUCAUAGACUGAUUAGGGGGGAGAAUGUCAUCCAAUGGCCUUGAAUUUGGGCACACAAACUCAUAUCUUCUUUCAACAAAGUCCCUUAUUCCUAGAAGGCAGUGUGGCAUAGGAGGAAGAGGGUAGAAUUUGGCAUUAGGAAGACUUGGUUUCCAAUCCCACUCCUGACAUUGAAAAGUUAUGUGACCCUGGGCAAGUAAUUUCACUCCUCUGCAUUUCAGUUUCCUUGUCUAUAAAAGAAAGGAAGUUGGUUCAGACAUCCUCUAAAGGACCCUAGGAAUCAUGGUUCAGAGAAUGUGCUACUGUCAUGGCAAGAGGUUUGGAGGCAUCUCCCUCUUCUCUCUCAUGGGCUCUUACAUCACUCCUGUUGUAGCAACACAACUCACUUUGAACGACCCAAACAAACCAUUUUCUCAAAACAAGCACUAAUUGCUAAUCGGGUUUGGGAAUUACAAGGAGCCUUUUGCAAGAAGGUUUGAAAACCCUUAUGAAACUGUGAGCAAGGCUUACACAAUGAGACUGGUUGUUUGUGAGCACCUCUCUCUCUGCGUGUCUCCUUUGAAUGUUUUCAUUGAUUCACAGGUAAACACAUCCCAGUGUAUGUGUGUACAUAUUUAAAAGCAGGUGUCAGUACUUGGGAGUCCAGGGUCCUACCCUUUUGUCUCAGGAGGUGUGUGGUGAGCAGUUGAUUAAGGCAUUAACUCCUUUGUGUUAGUGUUCCAUUUUAUUUUGUCUGGAGAAUCAGCCUGAAAAGAAGGAUAACUCAGAAAAAUUGGACUUUCAUGGAAUAUACUGUAGAUGUCCCAAAUACCUGAGCCCUUUUUUUCUUCAAUGGAAUAGAUCUGGGACCUAUUCAAUGAAGUGGCUAAAAUACCUUUAGGCAUAUUUGAUUUAAGACCUAGAAUAGAAAACUAGGUCUUUGUCCCAGGAUGUCCCAUGGCCUCUGCAGCAUCUACAAUGUGAUGCUUUAUUUUAACCAUCAUCAGACUUCAUCAAAACAUUGAUGUAUAUAGGAAAUGUAAAAUUUUUGGAAUUUUAUCCAACGCCCUCCUUGGUUUUUGAUGAUGGCUAAGCUAUUAUGCAACCUCGGAAUCCCAACAAGUGAUACAAAAUCACUUUGUAUUGGUAGGGAAAGACAGAGACCCUAUCCCCUCUGUUGAGGAGGUUGGUAUGCCUUGAUUGCUGCUGAGGGUCCCUAGGCUUAGCCAUGAGAUGCAUUCAGUCUGACUUGUUUAGGUCUGGUCCUGCUGGUAUGGAAAUGGGGGAAGGUGGGAUCAGAAAAGGAGAGUGAGGGUGAUGGGAUCAGGUGAGGGAGCAUGGGGAUAAUCAUUCUAGGUAGCUCAGGACAACAGAGAAUGUAGAAACCCAGAGGAUUACUAUGAAGUAGAAAUAUCCCCUCACCCCCACCACCAUAUGUUAUCACCCUGUGACAAAGUCCUAGUUGCCCUAUGCUAGGUUCAGUUCUGAUGUAGAUUAUAUCAUGGGGGAAAUACAGGACACAAAACACUUUUCUGUUUUUCAUGAGUUUUCUUCAUUAGGAGAUUUUGUUUAUGAUUGAGUCCUUAAAAUGCACAAAUAAUUGAAUUUCUUGAAAACAAGAUGAUGAAGAGCAUUUCUCCACCCAUCAAGAUGGGUCUUCUCCAAAGUGGCAAGACCACAUUUACUCUAAAGGCUAUCUUGAAAAAUAAUUGACUGAUCUUUUUUAUAGCUGCCUUUUCCUCCUUCCAUCCCUCUUUCUUAUACCCAUUGGCUUCCUUCUCCAGGAUCCAAUUCUCCUGUUCUUAAAUCUUCCCUCUUCUUGGGUAGAUUGCUUCUUUGUUUUAGCUGUAAAAUCAGAUACUAGGAAAAAAGCAAGGAUGCUGCUGGUUCAGCAGGGUCCAGCCAGGUAGCUGCAAGCCGGCUCAAUCAUAGUACACCCCAAGGUCUGCUUCCAGAGAAUCCCCUACUCAUUCAGGAAGGACUUCUUCCUUCCCCCAGAGGGAUGGCAGAACCUACCAACUGUUACUACAAUUCUUCUCCCUGAUGGGAGAUGGUGACGACACAGUCACAAUGCAGGUCCUCUGGGAACUUUGGCUCUUUUACAUCACAGCAAGACCACGGGCCUCGAAAAUGUAUGUUGCUUUUAUCAGAGAAGGAAAGAACAGCCCAGCUGUUGACAUAGAGUCAUCUCACUUUUGGAAAUCUCACCUUUGUCUUCAUGCCUGAGCCCUGAGCCCUUUCCUUCAAGUAUACAAUCAGAAAAACUGAUCUUUGAGUAGCUAUUAUUCAAAAUAAGAUAUUAUUUUUCUUAUAAAUCGGACAAUAGAACCUAGGUUUAUUUUGAAAUCAAUGUAACAUACUCCCUAACCUCCGACCUCAUUGAAAGGCAUUUUCUCUUGAGAAUAUGAAAGAAGAUGUGCAUUGUCUAAUAGAGACAUGUCUAGAUCUUUGUAUAUAUGAGGAGUUCUACCUUUGUGGGUAUUUUUGUAUCACACUUUUUCUAUUUGCUUUCUAUAGUGUAGGGGAGACAAUUUAUAGCAUGUGUUUAAAAUUUGGUUUUCCUGUCAUCCCAUUCCAAUCUAACUUUCCAGUAAAGAACAUAGAUUCUCAUGGGCAAUAGUUGGCCCAUGUUCAUCAGUAUUGCAAUUCUAAAUCCACUGAUUGAUUCAUGGUUCAGUGGAAAGAGUUUUAGGUUGGGAGUCAGAAGGCCUGAGGUCUCAAUCUCAACUCUUGCACUGUGUGACCGUGAGUACUUAAUCUCCAUGAGCCUCAGUUUCCUCAUCUAUAAAAUGAGAGGGUCAGACUAUUUAACCUCCAAAGUCCCUUUUUAGGGACUUCUCUAAACCUAUGAACCCAGGAAUCUCCAGCUUCAUCCAGUCUCCUGUCCUAACACAUUCUUUUUUUUUUUUUUUUUGAUAAGGCAAUUGGGGUUAAGUGACUUGCCCAGGGUCACACAGCUAGUAAGUGUCAAGGGUCUGAGGCUGAAUUUGAACUCAGGUCCUCCUGAAUCCAGGGCCAGUGCUCUAUCCACUGUGCCACCUAGCUGCCCCUCCUAACACAUUCUUUAUCUUCUGCCUUCUGCCCUACUAUUCAUCAUUAUUUAUAGAGUAUAUUUAUGCUUUUCAGAUAUUAUAUGCUUAAUGUCAAUUUAGCUUUUUAAUAGUGAUUUUAUGAGUUUAUACCUGUUUUCCAGAAACCACAGAGAAUUACAGUGUAGACAGAGUUAAACUAUUUAGUAUCUGUAAUUUACAGACACAUAUUUUCUUAUGCUGAUAUUUUGUAUAUGACCAUAGUUGAAAAAGGAAUCUAAUAAGCAGAACACAAUUUUCUUAUGACAUUUUACAGUAAUUCAGCUCAUUCUUAGCCUAAAAUCACCUGGGACAGGGAGUGGGGUGGGGGUGGGGGAGGGUGGGAGAGGACUUUAGAACAAAGUACUUGCUCAAUGAGCAGCAGAUGCUGCUACCUUUAAUAGCAUGUGAAAAAAUAUCAAUUCUAUAGCAGUAGAACUUUCAAAUGGACUUGACCUGGUUUUAACAAGUGGUGCUGAUCCUUUAGAUCUUACUUUUACUCUUGUGAUCCCAGCUAAAAAUCCCAAAGGCCAAGGUCAUGUUAGUGAGAUUGGUUGCAAUAAGAGUUCCAUAUCAGAGCUCCCCCUCUCUCUCACCCCUUCAUCCCCUCACUUUUUAAUUGUUUAAUAUCAAAAUAAACAGAAGCCCUUAGCUUGGGAGAAGUUUCACAUGUAGGGAAAUGAAGGAUGGGGGAUGCAGAAUAAAAUGGGAGGGGGCAGGGGGGGAGUUGUUGUAAUUCAUUUCUGAUAAGCAGAUCAAUAUCAUUUCCACUUCCCAUUAUUCUGUGAACCAAGCACAUUUGGCCAGGGAAUAAACAUUUGCUUUCAUAGAGCACAACUGUAAAGAAAUAUUAUCUCGUAGGAGGGGGUGGGAGGGUAGGUAGGGAGGGAGAAUCCUUUGAAAUACUUUAGAAGCAACUCAGGACAGAAUCUGAGCCCAUGUAAAUAACCAUAUUUUCUCCUCCUAGAUGCAAACUAAGAGUGGCUUACUCAUAAAUAAAAAAGGGUUUGGGGUGGGGUGGGGGUGGGGGUGAUGUUCCAAACAUUCAGUUUCUGACAUUGGUUCUAGGUCCAAUGUUUCCAUCCAGGGCUUCUCUGGGCAAAAUGGUCACCUACUGGGUGACCAUUGGAAUCCAUGUACAUUUUUCCACUCUCUUCUCAGCAGACCAACCUAAUGUUCUCUCCUCUGGUGUAGGGCAUAUUGGUUGGCUCUCUGAGUUCUAAUAGCAACAGCUGACAUGUUUUUGUGUUUUGUUUAAUUGGUUGAAAGUAUUUCUUUUAGCUGUGCCCACAUCUUGUCCCUCUAUUAAAAAAUGAAGCACAGUGCCUCCUUGUACUUUGUGUAGACAUAGGUAAUUGUGUAGACAUAGAUGGGAAUUUCAGUGAAAUGUUGUAUAGCUGUAUUUUAAUUAAUUUAAUUUAAUUUGGGGUUGGGAAAAGAGAAACUGUGCAUUGAAAUGGAGUAGAAAUGUUGACCCAUAGUUUGAGCCUCUUUUUCUCCUUUCCUACCUAAUAGUGAAAUACCUUCCUUUCUCCCAUUUGGUAAUGAGAUGUAAUUAAAGAAUAUGCCAAUGGAGACUUUGUGCUGUUAAUGUUCCGAAUCCCAUACCCACUCAAUUCCUUUGUAUAUAGGGAACUCCUUACAUUGCUGCUCUCUGAUCAAAAGUUGCAUGUGUGUUUUUUGGAGUGCUGGUGGAUGUUGAUGUGCAAAUGUGAACUCUUCCCUUAUCUUAGUGAAAAUCAUAACCAUAUUUAUCCAGCACGCUGAGAACACUGGUGUGGACCUUUCAUGAUGAUCAAUUUAUGCAAGUGUUAGAACAAUUGCGUUUAUCAAUCUACAAUUCUUUUUCCCUUGGCAUAUUGGACCUUUGGGAAAUGAGGUUAAAAGGAAGCUCCAGUGUAAAUAGUGAAAAAAUCAGCCUCAUAUCUCCAGGUACUGGAAUAUGAAACAGUGGUUUUAAGUGUUCAAUUUGACUAUAUUUUCAUUUUAAUGAUACUUUCUUUCAUUCCUUUGGCAGCAGCUAAACUGGUUAGCAAGAAUAAUUUGUUAAACUAGAAAGCUCCCACGUAGCCCACAUUCUCCUACUGCUCUAACCCUCUUGGUGUCCUGGGGUCUCGGUCUAUCUUUCUGUGAUUCAUUUGAGGACAUAUGCCAUAUUGCUUGACUAGGGUACUCUAAUGGCUAGUUGUGGCUGUGGCACCAACCGAGCUUAGCAUGUAAUGAACAGGACUCCAAGACUCAUAGUCCAGAACUAUGUCUGGUUGUUCUCUGUUUUCAGAGUGUAGGAAAGACUCUGUCUCAGAAUGGAGGCAAAACCUUCCAUAUAGUCCAAUCUUCCCAAAAGCACAAACCUGCCUACUUCCCCUUGGUGCCCCAGACUGCACCCUUGAACCUCCUGGGGAGAUUACCCUGCACAAACCAUCUGUGAAGAAGGCAGCAAUAAAAGCACAAAUACCAAUGCAAAAUGGCUCCGUGUCAUUGAGAGAGGAAAUAAGACGGUGCACAAACCCCAAAUAUGUGACAAGAAUGUGAUGCAAACAGGGUGUUUGUUUGACUGGCAUAAGUGAUUCAGAUUAUGUUUACAGAUGUGUUAUGUUCACAGAAAAAUAGACUGUGAUAUAUAUGCAAUCACUGGAUCUAUGAGAAUGGAUCUGGAAUACCCAUUCAGAGGGAGAAAAUCCAGAACUAAUUGUUCUGCAUAAGGGAUGCUCUCUUUAUUCCAGUGAAGAGAAAUUUCAAGAGAUUCCCCAGUGGGAGAUGAAAGUUACCUGAAGUGAAUGAGCUUCAGCUCCUAGAAAUGGGGCGGAGGGAGGCCACAAGGUGGAGAAGGGGGACAGAUGUUUCAAUUCCAAACAUCUGCUCGUAAACAUAGCAUUCCUGUCCCUUUUUUCCAAUUCUUGCUAAAGCCAAGUGGUAAAUGCUUACUUCUGGGGGGCGGGGAGGGAAAGGGGGGAAAAGGAGUGUUUAGAUGGGUUUUCCAGGGACAUUUCUUGUACAUGCAGAAUAUGAGAAAAUUGAUUUUCCCCUUAGAUUCCAAAUGCCUGCUGAGAAUCAGAAGUGAUGUGCUGUACAGAUUUGCUAGCACCUAGUGUUCAAAGACAAAUGAAUGCAGAUAAUAAAACUUCAACUAACCCGGAAGCUGUUUCCUACUCAUUGUAGUAAGGGAUGCCUUCUUGACUAAGGAUAUCUUUGGGUAGUUGAGGUCUUCUAUUUUCACCAUUAGUUUUCCAAGAUUUCUUACUAUGUGGACUGAUUUCUGUAACUUUUCUUGUAUAAAACAACUGGACAUUCUUUGUAUACUGGAAAUAAUCAGCAGACUCAUUAUUUCACUAAGUGUUGUAUCUUUUAUGUAUAUAUCUCAUCAAUAAAUGUGAAUUCCUAA